AUGGACGCCGACCUUGGGUUUCAGAGCUCGGGCACAACUUCUUGUGUGACACCAACUAAUCGCUUGCUGAGGAAACAGCUCCUCAAAGGCACCAUCAUCGGCUCCGGCAUCUUCGUCACCCCUACCGGCGUGCUGCGGGAGGCCGGCUCGCCGGGGCUGUCGCUGGUGGUGUGGGCCGUCUGCGGGGCCUUCUCCAUCGUGGGUGCCCUCUGCUACGCUGAGCUGGGCACCACCAUCACCAAGUCCGGCGGGGACUAUGCCUACAUGCUGGAGGUGUACGGCUCCCUGCCCGCCUUCCUCAAGCUCUGGAUAGAGCUGCUCAUCAUCCGGCCCUCCUCGCAGUACAUCGUGGCUCUGGUCUUCGCCACCUACCUGCUCAAGCCCAUCUUCCCCACCUGCCCGGUGCCCGACGAGGCUGCCAAGCUGGUGGCCUGUCUCUGUGUCCUGCUCCUCACAGCAGUGAACUGUUACAGCGUGAAAGCUGCUACUCGUGUUCAGGAUGCCUUUGCUGCGGCAAAACUGCUGGCACUGGCUCUGAUCAUCAUUCUUGGCUUCGUGCAGCUUGCAAAGGGUGAUGUGACAAACCUGACUCCUGAGCACUCCUUCGAAGGCACAAAAGUAGGCGUGGGGAACAUUGUGUUAGCUUUGUACAGCGGUCUCUUUGCCUACGGAGGAUGGAAUUACUUGAAUUUUGUUACAGAAGAGAUGAUAAAUCCCUACAGAAACCUGCCGCUGGCUAUCAUCAUCUCACUACCUGUAGUCACUUUGGUUUACGUGCUGACAAACUUGGCUUACUUCACGACCCUGUCGACGGACCAGAUGCUGACAUCCGAAGCCGUGGCUGUGGAUUUUGGGAACUAUCACCUUGGCGUCAUGUCCUGGAUCAUACCCGUCUUUGUUGGCUUGUCGUGCUUUGGAUCCGUUAAUGGAUCUCUCUUCACUUCUUCCCGGCUGUUCUUCGUGGGAUCCCGAGAAGGACACUUGCCUUCAAUCCUGUCUAUGAUUCACCCCAGGCUUCUCACUCCCGUGCCAUCCCUCAUCUUUACAUGUGUCAUGACCCUGCUCUAUGCCUUCUCCAACAACAUUUUCUCAGUCAUCAACUUCUUCAGCUUCUUCAACUGGCUGUGCGUGGCUCUGGCCAUCAUCGGCAUGAUGUGGCUGCGUUACAAGAAGCCAGAGCUGGAAAGGCCCAUCAGGGUGAACAUCUGCCUGCCCAUUUUCUUCAUCCUGGCCUGCUUGUUUCUCAUUGCUGUUUCCUUCUGGAUGACACCGAAGGAAUGUGCGAUUGGCUUUGCAAUCAUCUUCAGUGGGAUCCCUGUUUACUUCUUCGGGGUCUGGUGGCAAAACAAGCCCAAGUGGGUUCUCCAAGGCAUCUUCUCUGCAACAGUCCUGUGCCAGAAACUGAUGGAAGUGGUUCCGCAAGAAUCAUAAGCAGGAAAAGCAGAGACAUUCAGCUCGAGGAAACGCACAAUAUUAUUUUAAGACGACACAAGGAGAAAACGCUUCUGAUCCCUCGUAAACGAAACCUAGGCACUGGAGCACCCCGUCAGAGCUGCUUCGUGUCUGACACCAUGCCCCCGGCUCUGCCUUGCCUCCUCCAGCCCCUCCGUCGCCACCCUUUAGCCUGGCAGAUGAGCAGCCCUGCGAUGAGAAGUUCUUGGUACGAACGUGGGCCAGGAGGAGGAAUUCCUGCCGGCAGCUUCAAAGGGGUCCUGCCUGUCUGGCAGCAGCAAGUCCGAUCCGCCUCUGUGUGUGUGUGAUACUGAGGGCUGUACUUCAGUUCUGUGUAGACUUACUUGGUUUGGGUCUGGGAUCCCCGAGACGGCGGCAGAUCUGCUCACAAACCCGGUUUGAGUGUUGCCAGCUGUACAAACGUGCCUGUGUCUGGGGCUGGGACUGUCGCAGAGCCGCAGGGUGGUCCUGAGCCUGGCCCCCCUGGCCUUACCUGGUCAAGGGCGGGUGGUUGGGAAACGAACGUUGGCUGAUGUUGGCUCACACGCUCACACACACACAAACUCAUACCAAAAUACAUGCUGCUGGACGCUUUGGACUCUGUCCACGGGCAGUGGCUUAGGUGAGACAAGGCAGAGCAGAAUUAGUGUCAGAGAAAUGAUGUGGGGAGGCCUCGUCUGACUUUAAUUGUGUUCCUGACAAGAGCACUCAGGGUCCCUUGCCACUGCCUGGCUUUUAACUCUCAGAUCCAAGCCAUCUCCCUGCUAUUGAGCCAGUCCUCCGGGAUGCUCUUCACCAGAAUGCCCAUCCCGUGGCCCUGUGAAUUAGCACUGGGGCAGGUGCAGGCCUUGGGGGGGGAGUUCCUCCUGAUAAACCCAGGGAAUUGCAAUCAGCAGAAGGCCAAGUCCUUGGCUUGCUCACUCCAUGUUUUUCUGUAGAUAGGCUAUCAUCCAGCAUGGGAUGAGCAACAUCAUGCUCUCUAAAUGGCCCUGUUGAUUGCCCUUGGUGCGAUUCAUGUUCGCUCCUAAACCAUUUGCAAAGAGAAAAUAAGGGUGGGAUUCCCUUGGCUCGUUCCCUGGGGUCGGUCUGCGCAUUGCCUGUCACCGUGCCCUUCGUUAUGCUGUGUCUCUUCUAGAACGUGCAGUGGAGAUGGGACCAACUGGAUCUGGGGGUGUAGAAAGGGGCAGAUGUCCCCGGAUGGCUGGAGCCUGGCUUCAAUCUCAGUCUGCUGUAGAUGGUCUGUUUUGCUCUAAGGAGGGACUGGGGGCCGUUCCUCCUUCGUGCAAAACCGCAGCACCAGGUUUGGCUUGGCGAGAUGCCCCCACCAACGUCCUCCCGUUCAGGGAGUGGUCUUUGAGCAUGAACCACGAUCCACAUGUGAAAUCUUGUUCUGCUGUGUGGGUGGUGCAGUCCCGUCCCCUGAGCCCACCCAAAAUUCCUCUAGUUCCCAAGUAAUCAAAACUCCUCUUAGGAACAUGUUGCUUUAUUUGGUCAAAAGCAUCACCUUUUCAGCAAAACUGCAGUUCUUGAACAAUUUGCUCAUAAUGCCUCCGCACUCAAUGUGAUAGUCAGUUGGAAAUCAAAAGCAUCUUUUUCCCCACAAGUGAGCUGCUUCGGCCUCUGUCACGGAUCUUCUUUGUGCUUGUGCUUUGUGCAAAUAGGCUGUUGAACUACUUUUUCUCCUCAAUAUUUUUGUAAACUAAGCUUGUUUGGAAGCCGGCUGGAUUCUCCUGUUAGCAUAGAGUUAUUUUGGAUGAAGAGGCAUUAAGGACACCAAUGGUACUAGCUCAUGCUUUGUCCUUUUAAGAAGUUCUUUAGCAAAAAAAAGCGUGUGUUAUAGCAGGUGGCAGCUUCUGUUCAAGUGUGUGUGACGACGACUGUGGCUAUGUCAACGAGUGUCUACACGCAGCUCUUGGCUAUUGCUUCGCCAACCACACGUCUUUGCUUUGAGGCAGUGCAGGAGGAAUAGGUGAGACAAUCAUCACGCUGAAAACCUUUGCUGUCAGGUUGCUUAUUCCGUGGCAGCGCAGUGUAGAGAUACCCAAGCCAGCUCAGGUGCCACUUUACACGUGUUAGCGCUGCGCUCUCCCGGAGCUAAGGUAACCUGUGGAGAGUUGCAGCUGGUUUGGGUACAUCUACAGUGCAGAAGAACCCAAAGUUAUGGCCAGUGCCUGGCUGUUCAGGGACCUAUGUGCAAUGAACUGGAGCAUCUCAGAUCCAGUGCCUGCGGAGAGGCUUUUGCAUAAAUAAGGUCGCGAACCAUAAAACCUGAAUUCAAUUUUUGGAAUCCUCUUCCAGCUGAAGGCUGAGAUGUUUUGGCAGGGUAGCGAUGGGAAAUCGCUGCUUAUGCUGGCCCUGCUUCAUCGCGAGAGAACCUCAGUCUGUCACCUUCCACUUGGUCUGCAGUUUUUUGUCUGUCAUUACAGACAAAAUGUAACGUCUCAGGGCCGGUUUCCUGCAGGGCCUGGGUUCAACGUAGGGGCUCCCAGUGCUAAUACGUACCGGUGGAAUGACCUGUGAUGCAAAGGAAAGGGAUUUUAACUCUCGGCCGCCUCAAUCCAAUGUAAAUUAGCACUCGAGUCCGAGCCACAGAGAGCUCAGAAAUGGGUCCAAAUCUCCCAAAGGCGUGGGAGUUGCUUGGUUUGGACACAUCUUUAAAUGACUUCCAUCAGUGAUGGAAGACCCAUCACUACACAAUAUCCUCCUGGUGAACCUUUCACACUGGUUUUAAAGGGGAGAUGUCACACUGAGAAAUAUUUUUUUAUCAAUUAACUGAUCUUAAUUAAAUCCUUAACUCGCUCGCUUGCUCUUGAUGAAUUUUCAUGAUUCUUCACUUGCUGCUAAAGAUCUUUCUCUUGUACUAACCUGCUGGCUCUGGCAUUGAUACCAUAUGUCUCGUGGUGAUCUCGCCAGCGUCUCCAUGGCAAUAGAGGUAUAGGAAGAAACUGAACCAGGCACCAGCACAGAAUGACAAAAAUGUUGAAUUUGGUCAGCCACAGCUCACAUCUCAAAGUUUACCUUUCAAAAACCUGAUUUCUUUUAUCCCUGAUUCAUUGACUCCGAUAGUUCCCCUCUACCAGAGCUUGGUGACAUGGCUGUAACAGGUUCAGUUAUUUUUUCCUGGCUGUUAGGGAGAUAAUGCGUAAGGGGGUAAAACUGAAUUCCAUUGUAUAAAGAAAACACAGUACAGUAAUUUUCACUCCAAUGGGUGAAGCUGCUGUUAGCAGCAUCUGCUGUCCAGCACGACAGCUUGUAACUCAGAUCAGCAACCAGGAGGGGCUUGCCAUGUUCGGCUGGAUUUUUGUAUGGGAAAAGAGAGAAUCCCUCCCCAUGAAAGACCUCCUUGCUGCUUGUUCCCCUCGAAUGUGGAAUGAGAUGUGUCAUGGAGGGUGAGGGGAGCAGCAAAGACUUCACAGAAAAUUUCUCAUCAUUCCCGGCACCAGACGUGGGAUUUUUCUGUUGUUUCUCUGUUUGCCUGUGCUCUUUUGAGCCUGUGAUCAGUCACGCCUGUUGCAACCCACCAAGGGAGAUAAACCCUUCCUGCAAAGGACACACACAACCACAGUGACCGCGGCUUUGCUUUCCUAAACAGUAGCUACAGUUAAACGAGGUACCACGUGAAUCUAUUUCAUGUGACAGUAUUCUGCAAAUACAGCCGGAGCGGUCGUGUCAGCAGAAUCAUAGAAUCCUUUUAAAGUUGGAAAAGACCUUUAAGAUCAUCAAGUCCAACCGUGGAGCCGUGGCUGCGUAUUUCUGCAAGCGGUGGCUGUGCCGCAGUAGUCCUUUGGUCCUUGUACUAAACCCCCUUUCAAUUAUCGCUCUUCUUAGCUUGUUUUUAAGUAUUUAGACUCCCAGGCAGUCAGUUGUUAGGGGUGUUCACGGAGUAGCAUCCCGCAGGGAUUGCUAAACAGUUGGGCAGGGGCAUGCAGGAACCGGCGGGCAGGCGCUUCCUUACCCGUUGGGUUCCCCUUUCUAAAUGAGAAACCUUCCCAGCUGAGAGGGAAACCAGCCCUGCUCAGCCCUGCAAAAUGCUCCUGGCCAAAAAUGGGUGGGAUUUAAGUCAUUCUGGGUGGAUUUUUUUUUUUUUAACUUCCUGCAGUAUUUGCAGUGUUUUCCAUCUCAGAUACCGUGUUCUGGUAAACGUGCUUUUGUUUUUAAUGGCACCCUCUGUGGAUACUAAGUUCAAAGGGACUCUGUCACUGUUGAACAAACUUUAAAGAUCCUUCAACUGGAUUGAAACUCGUUAAGAAGCGGCUCUGUCGUUCUCUGAGCCCUCUCCCUGCGGGCAGCUCAGGCAGAGCAAUAAAUUGGGCUCCUCCAUGGGCUCCUCCCCUGUGGGUCUGCCCCGAAAGCAGAGCCCUCGAGGGGCAGCGGCGUGGCAGCAGAGCUCUUCCCUGCGGCCGCGACUUCCCAACCACGGAGAGAUGUUUGCAGUGGCAGAGUCUUGGCCCAGCUGUGGGGAAUCGCGGGGAAGGUUUCCUCUCAGCCUGGGAAGGUACCUGUGCCUUCAGCUGAGGCUACAGCGUUCUCGGGCUUUAAUAAAAAAUAAAUAAAAUUAAAAAAAAAAAAAGGAAACAGCCAAAUGUUGUCAUUACGCAACGCUCUGGCUGUUUGGGGCUAUUCUUGUGGGACGCCAGCUUUUCCAUCAACUGGUUGUGCAACUCCAUGUCUAAUGACAUCAAAGGGGAAGGCGAGGUUGGCCAUUGAGAAAGGGCUGGAA
Pygoscelis adeliae (Adelie penguin) is the source of this 6172-nucleotide messenger RNA. It is a transcript of the gene SLC7A5, whose product is annotated as solute carrier family 7 (amino acid transporter light chain, L system), member 5. Bases 1 to 1431 code for a protein of 476 amino acids. Gene Ontology annotation, biological process: neutral amino acid transport; amino acid transmembrane transport. Gene Ontology annotation, molecular function: neutral L-amino acid transmembrane transporter activity; L-amino acid transmembrane transporter activity. Gene Ontology annotation, cellular component: membrane. The record is from RefSeq and is a predicted model, not a curated record. The transcript is spliced from 11 exons. Lineage: Eukaryota; Metazoa; Chordata; Aves; Sphenisciformes; Spheniscidae.